UGUGUAGACGAAGUGUACACAGUGUGACAGUGGCAUGGGUGAAGAAACGAAGAAACACAAAGGACAACCACAACGUGUUGCAUCGUGACAAUGUCCUCAUUACCGCGUGUGGACCGUAAAACGCCGUGAAGGCGGAUCUUCCUGAAGGGAGAUGUGAACCGGGAGGGUUGCCUUUAAAUCCAGCGCGAUAGUGUCGGCAUUACAGGAAGUGCAACUAGGGGGGGGGGGGGGGGUCCUAUAUUCCAGCUGAUCUCUUAUGAUCUCCUGUCCAGACGGAAGUGAUAUCUGCUGUGCAGCUUCCCGGCUCUGUGCAGACCUCGGCUGUGAAGGGGACCACCUCUCAUCAGGGACACAUGCAUCAGGAAUACGUUGGAAGAAGUCAGUACGGGGACCGCAUCGGUACCCCCCCCUCCCUCAUCCAUCCCCUCGUCGACCUGUAAACCCCGUCCGGGUACGAUCGGCUUCGUGGGAACUGUCAUGAUCCCAGUUUCGGGAUGGCAUCCUUUCCGAGUUUGUCUAGCCAGGUCGUCAGGGCAACAACGGAGGAGGAGAACGGAGAGCUGGACCAGUCGCUCCAGCAGAUGCUGAAGGCGAUCGCCGACGAGCGCAACCGCCUCAACAUCAGACAAGAGAUAAGCGGACUCGGCUGCUUCAAGGACGACCGCAUCGUGUUCUGGACGUGGAUGUUCUCCACGUACUUCAUGGAGAACCGUGCACCCCGGCAGGACGACAUGCUGUUCUACGUGCGGCGGAAGCUCUCCCACGUCGGCGCGGACAACACCGAGGGCAAGAAGGUGGAGGUGGAGGUUUACAGGCGAGACUCCAAGAAGCUGCCGGGCCUCGGCGACCCCGACAUCGACUGGGAGGAGAGCGUGUACCUCAACCUGAUCCUGCAGAAGCUGGACUAUGUGGUGACCUGCGCUGUGUGCACGCGCUCCGACGCAGGGGACAUACACAUCCACAAGAAGAAAUGUCAGGAAGUGUUCGCCUCACCCAGCAAGCACGCCAUGGACAGCAAAGGGGAGGAGUCAAAGAUGAGCUACCCCAACAUCUUCUUCAUGAUUGACAACUUUGACGAGGUGUUCAGCGACAUGACGGUGGGCGAGGGGGAGAUGGUGUGUGUGGAGCUGGUGGCCAGCGACAAGAACAACACCUUCCAGGGAGUCAUCUUCCAGGGCUCCAUCCGCUACGAGGCCCUGAAGAAGGUCUAUGACAACAGGGUCAGCGUGGCGGCCAAGAUGGCGCAGCGCAUGUCGUUCGGCUUCUACAAGUACAACAACAUGGAGUUUGUCCGCAUGAAGGGGCCGCAGGGCAAAGGUCACGCCGAGAUGGCGGUCAGCCGGGUGCCCACGGGGGACACCUCGCCCUGCGGCACCGAGGAGGACCCCGACUCGCCCGUCCACGAGAGGGUGACGUCGUUCAGCACGCCACCCACCCCGGAGCGCAGCCGGCCGUCCUUCUUCUCGCCGUCGCUGCGACGCAAGGCGCCCCGCAACCGCAUCGCCGAGAUGAAGAAGUCCCACUCGGCCAAUGACAGCGAGGAGUUCUUCAGGGAGGACGACGACGAAGACGACCUCCACAACGCCACCAACCUGCGGUCGCGCUCGCUGUCGGGGACGGGCCGCUCGCUGGUGGGCUCCUGGCUGAAGCUGAACCGCUCCGAGGACUACUUCCUGCUGUACUCCCACCUGACCUACGUCACCCUGCCCAUCCACCGCAUCACCACAGACAUCUUGGAGGUGAGACAGAAGCCCAUCCUGAUGACAUAGCAGAGCCCCGCCCCGGGCCUGGCUACCAAGUGCCUACCUGCAUCAGGGCCGCCUCCUCCUCUCCAACAGCACCACCUAGUGGCACAGCACAGAGGACCCCCGACCACCCCGCUUCAACCGACUCAAACACUAACUAAAAACUGGAGAGGACUCGUUCAGAACCCCGAUAACACAAAACCAGCCUCCCAUGAAGUGCCUCUUCCUUCAAAACAGUCCAGCGUGGUCGAGGAACAACGGGGAGUUCGGCUUUUUAUUUCCGAUGCGGACGCGUCGGUUGGUCCUCAGUGCGUCGGAUCACUGCCGCCGCGAGAAGAGACACCGGGAACGGGAUCUGACCAGGAAGGAAUCGUUACAACUUUAAUGAAUGUCUCGUCUACUUUGUAAAUAUACUUCGCUGCUUAUUGAUUUAUCACCGAGCCUUUUUUUAAGAAAAGGUUCCCCCUGCUUUUCGGAUACUUUCCGCUCUUUUUCUUAAGGUUUGUUUCGUAUGUUGGUUUUGUAUUUGUCGUCGACCGCUUCGCCGUGUGAUAAAAAGGGAUUUUGUGUGUUUAAGGACUUUGUCUGUUUCUUCCAGAGCACUCCGUUUGUGUGUUAAAGGUAGAGUUAUGGUUCGUCGUCGACGCAACGCAAGAGGGUUCCAAAAAUUGGAACCUUGCGUCGAGCAGCAAGGGCAGUGAUUGGUCCGCUAACAUACACCCGACGCAGAACCAAAACAGCAUGGUCAUUGCGUUGUGUCAACGUCCAACCAUAACUCUACCUUGCAGUUCUAGCUCCGUUCACCACCAUAGCUCACUUUAGUAUUCCACAGGUGUUAUAUAUCUAUAAUAACACAUGUGUUCUUUGGGUAUUUUUGAAAAUGACUCGGAAAUUAGGUGCAGUUCAUGUCAAUAAUCCGUAUUUAUUUCCGUCAUGGUGAAAUAUGACAACCUUUCCUACCCAGCUUUGUAUUAUUUUUCAACUAAGCUUAAAAUGUUGUGAUAAAUAUUGUCCUCGCAUUGCUUAGCUUCACUUAGCCAAACAGGUAGAGCAGAACGUUUUUUGGAACGAUUGCAAUUUUUCUUUCAGUUAGACGACAAAUUAACCCAGUCACCAAACAUCCACAAACCUGGUAACCAUUUAACAUGGGGUAUGCCAUUACAGUUCCUCAUUGGCUGAAAUGCGGCUUCCAGGUGAAUUUCAGCCAAUAAGAUAUCUCCCAUUCUGUGAUUAUUCAUGAUAAUAAGAAUUACGACCUCAAGAUGGAUGUAGCAUGGCCAGAUGAUGGGUUCUGGAAGAGGUCCAGGUGUCGUUCUGUUUUAUACCACAGCUAAGUGCGUCCUGCUCGUAGCCGAGGUCAUUGUGUUCAGGGCAGGACUUGAAGGGAAUCCAACACACUUAGGUCCCUAAAGCCUUAAAAAUCUGCCAACUGUAUGUAAAAUGUAUUUUCUCUUUACCCUGAUCUAUAAAAAUGCUUCAUCGUAUAAUUUGCUGGUCUGUAACUUCUCCUGCUCCUCCUUCUAUAUGAAAAUGAAACACUUUCAGCGGCCAUUGCUGAAGAAAGUCCAGUCACUACUCGUGCUAUUAAAUGACAUAUUAUACCAACAGGUGUGGGUGAUUAGCGUUACAAGCGUUUCGAAAAUCUGCCUCUUCGGACAUCACAAGUGGGUUGGUCCACCCCUAGAUGCAUGACGGAUCGAUAAUCACAAUCACACCUGGUGGUGUAAUACGUCACCUUUUAAUCAUUAAUAGUCAAACAAACGUCUCACCACAGUGAAGGCUUUCAAACGGAGGGUGUGGGACCAGGUGUAAUACCCAAAGUUCAUCAAUUCGAUUUUCACGGUUCUGAUGUUCAAACAGUGGGAGUAAACCUCGACCAAUAUACUUUUCCGAGACAAGCCCCAAAGCAGUGUUCAGUGUCUCCAUUGUUUUCACUCACACAGUAUAAGUGUACACAGGGGGUAGGCCUACCUUUCCCAUGUUACGGUAGAGUUGGUCGGACGUUGACGCAAUGCAAUGGGGUUUACGGACCGCUUACGUCAUUUGGGACCCUCCUUGCGUUCACCGCAAGGCCCUGACGUUCGCCUCCCAAAAAUUGUAACCUUGCAACCUUGAAUCAUGUGAUUGGUCCGCUAACGUUAAACCGACGCAGAACCAAAACAGGUUCACGAAAGCGUCGGAAUGAAUGCGUAGUCAUUGCCUUGCGUCAACGAGCAACCACAACCCUACCUUUAGCAGCAGGUUGUUGGGAAGUGGAGGGAUUUUAGUUUUUUAUUCCUUCAGUGUUAUACGAUUGUGUAUCGUUUGUUACAAAAAGGAUGAAUGUACUCACUUUGGUUGUGUAUCAAAGACUGCGUUAACAGCCACCUGACGUGUAUAGAAGCAAGUUUAGUUUUGCACUGUAGAAAAAUAAAAUGCUUUUAGAAAAUCA
This is a messenger RNA of Gadus macrocephalus (Pacific cod), 4176 nucleotides long. RefSeq names its product kiaa0930. The transcript is spliced from 10 exons. Bases 495 to 1769 code for a protein of 424 amino acids. The record is from RefSeq and is a predicted model, not a curated record. Lineage: Eukaryota; Metazoa; Chordata; Actinopteri; Gadiformes; Gadidae.